This is a messenger RNA of Filobasidium floriforme, 908 nucleotides long. RefSeq lists its product as uncharacterized. The record is from RefSeq and is a predicted model, not a curated record. Bases 230 to 589 code for a protein of 119 amino acids. NCBI's taxonomy places the organism in Eukaryota, Fungi, Basidiomycota, Tremellomycetes, Filobasidiales, Filobasidiaceae. The transcript has a single exon.
AUAGGUCACGUGAUUUGUCGCUUCAGCAGAUACGUUGAACCCGGGCAUGCGGACCUUUCGAAGUCGAGUCAUACCUACUUGCGAUCACUUACUUCUGGCCUUUAUUGCUGUGAAUGACCCUCCAUAUGGAGAGGAUGUGCAGCUCGUGACUAUAAUAUAAGCGCCUUGAUGUGCACUCACGAGCACGACCUGAAUCAGACCCUCGGUUCCCGCACAACCUGCACCUACGAUGACUCCCGAACAACUCUUGCCAUCACUCGAACCGCCUUACUACGCCGUCAUCUUCGUCUCCCGUCGAACGCAAGACGACCCAGAAGGCUACUCUGAAGCCAGUCAACGCAUCUCAGACCUAGCCGCGCAACAACCAGGCUACCUAGGCGUGCACAGUUCUUCCUCGGUCGACCCUACGACGGGGAACGUUUCCGGUAUCACAGUGUCUUAUUGGAAGACCGAGAGGGAUAUCAAGAAUUGGAAAGCUGUAUCCGAGCAUCGAGCGGCACAGCAGAAGGGGAAGGAGAAGUGGUAUGAUCGGUAUUCGACACAGGUUUGCAAGGUCGAGCGGCAUUACGAGGGGGAGAAAGGGAGGUGAAGAAAGCUGCAGCGAAGAUCGGAACCCAGGACGGGGAUAUGCGUUGGGGAGCCAGUCCGUCUUCGAGCAGAGGUAUAAUUCUUUGACAUAGGACGCAUUGUGAAUAUCAUAGUCACGGACUACUUGGCAUGACUGUGCGCUGUGCGAGCAUGUGAAUUCCCAACGUAUCUGUCGCUCAAGAAGAACAACGUUGUCCGGGAGGUAUAUCCAUCACGUGAUCGUCGAGAUAUCGGCUACAUCCGUGUGGGUGUGCACUUUUGAUUCCGCAGGUGACGUAGAGAUGCCCCCGAUGUUGAUUGACCAUCUUUCCGUGUUGGCC